GCCAAGCUGGCCCUCCUCAUGCGUUUGGGCGAAGUUAUCGCCCCGCAGUGGCCUCACCACCACAGCUUGGAUGCUGCCUCUCCCGAAGAGUGCCUCUUCGCGCUGCAGCGCAGCAUGCCGCUCGAUACACACUACAGAGCUCAACCCCGGCUACCAGCGGUCUAUGCCAAAGAGGAGGAUGUCCCCACAGCAGCCUACCAGCGCUAUCGGUCGUUCCUCCAGCAGGUGCAAGUCAGACGUGGCUCUGAAAGCAAGCGCUUCGUGCUGAAAGGCCAACUCUUGCACUUGCAAUACUUGGCCCAACUAAGGCAAGCCUUUCCCGAGGCAAAGGUCGUCUGGUCGCACAGGCCCGUGGAGGAAGUGGUUGGGUCGCUCUGUUCCCUCCGGCGCAGUCAGCUGGAGGUUUUUCUGGCCGACUCCCCCAACAAGGAGGAGGUGGGCAAAGGGGUCCUGAAGUACCUGUUCGACGCGUUGCAGAGGGCCCGGGAAGCACUCAAAGACACUCAGUGCGAGUCCCUGGUUCACGUUCGCUAUGAGAGCUUGGUCGAGAAUCCAGUCGAAGUGGUGGAGGACAUCUACGCCUCCUUCGGUUGGCAAGUCAGCGCGGCCCACCGCGAGGCCAUGAAGAUGUACAUCGAGCAGAGCCGGACACGGAGAAGAAGGAACCAGACAGGUCGGUCGCGCUACCACGACCCGUCACUAGCCAGCUACGGCCUCUCUGAGGAGAUGGUUCGUCGGCACUUCCUCUCCGCCGGUUUCCGUGACAUCUUUGACAAGACCGGAUCUGUCGUCCGGCAUUGGGAGCUUCGAGACAGACUGCAUUGA
Molecule: messenger RNA, 825 nt
Organism: Symbiodinium sp. CCMP2456
Lineage: Eukaryota; Dinophyceae; Suessiales; Symbiodiniaceae
Source: the annotation of a GenBank genome assembly